AUGUCUCUGCAAAAAGAGAUUAUAAACGAUGGUAUUGAGUUCGUGAAAGGAGGCCUAGCAAACCUCACUCUACAAUCCUCCUUGUUGGAACAGAUUAGAGAAGGACACAAAGUGGAUGAAGCCCUAGUGAAGCAAGAGGCAUUGGUACGGAAAAGUGGUAGCGGCGACUUCACUAUGUCUAAUGGUGGAUUUCUGCGAUAUAAGGAUGGGAUCUGUGUGCCUAACAAUGAUGAAAUCAAGGAAAUUAUUAUAAAGGAGGCGCACAAAACACCCUAUUCCUUAUAUCCAGGGUUGACAAAGAUGUGCCAAGAUCUUAAGGCAUUGUAUUGGUGGCCUUCAAUGAAAAAGGACAUUGAUGAGUUUGUUGCCAGAUGUUUGACAUGUCAGCAAGUCAAAGUACAGCACCAAAGGCCAAGAAGGCUACUUCAACUGCUUUAUGUUCCAUAA
Molecule: messenger RNA, 447 nt
Organism: Humulus lupulus (European hop)
Lineage: Eukaryota; Viridiplantae; Streptophyta; Magnoliopsida; Rosales; Cannabaceae
Exons: 1
Coding region: 1-447 (148 amino acids)
Source: RefSeq, a predicted model, not a curated record